Andrographis paniculata is the source of this 2146-nucleotide messenger RNA. Its product is annotated as arginine decarboxylase-like. Lineage: Eukaryota; Viridiplantae; Streptophyta; Magnoliopsida; Lamiales; Acanthaceae. Gene Ontology annotation, biological process: L-arginine catabolic process; spermidine biosynthetic process. The record is from RefSeq and is a predicted model, not a curated record. The transcript has a single exon. The coding region runs from base 62 to 2146 and encodes 694 amino acids. Gene Ontology annotation, molecular function: arginine decarboxylase activity.
UCUAAUCCUUCUCUAGUUUUUGAAAAAAAAAAAAUUGUUCAAUUUUGCGCAACUGUCGAAGAUGGUUGCCGAUAGUUGCUGGGUGGACGCUGCCGUCUCCCUUCCUCCGCAGCCUUUUUCCGGCUGCAGUGGAUCUCUUCUUCCUUCUCCGGCGACGAACACCGCUGCCGCUGUCCUGCCGCCGCUCUCCGCUAAUUGGUCGCCGGAACACUCGGCGGUUCUGUACCGGGUGGACCUUUGGGGUGCGCCGUACUUUAGCGUUAAUCCAAACGGCAACAUCUGUGUACGUCCCCAUGGCGUCGACACCUUGGCGCACGAAGAAAUUGAUCUUCUUAAGGUCGUGAAAAAAGCUUCCGAUGACCGAAGUUCUGGCGGUCUUGGCCUUCAGCUUCCCCUAAUUGUUCGUUUUCCCGAUGUGCUGAAGAACCGUCUGGAGUGCCUCCAAUCUUCCUUCGACAUCGCUAUUGAAUCUCUAGGGUAUGAAGCUCAUUACCAAGGCGUUUAUCCUGUUAAGUGCAAUCAAGAGAAGUUCGUCGUUGACGACAUUGUCAGGUUUGGAUCGAGCUUCCGGUUUGGACUCGAAGCAGGAUCUAAGCCUGAGCUUCUCCUGGCUAUGAGCAGUUUAUGUGAAGGAUCUCCUGAGGCUCUGUUGGUGUGCAAUGGAUUCAAGGAUGUCGAGUACAUAUCUCUAGCUUUACUCGCUAAAAAGCUCGGUAUGAACUCCAUUAUUGUUCUCGAGCAGGUGGAAGAGCUCGAUGCAGUGAUCGAUGUCGGCCAAAAACUUGGUGUUCGUCCCGCCGUUGGUGUUCGGGCUAAGUUGAGGACGAAGCAUUCUGGCCAUUUUGGUUCUACCUCUGGAGAGAAAGGGAAAUUUGGCCUCACUACAAUGCAGAUUCUCCGUGUUGUUAAGAAGUUGCAGCAACACGAAAUGCUCGAUUGCCUGCAGCUGCUGCAUUUCCACAUCGGAUCUCAAAUCCCGACCACAUCUUUACUCGCUGACGGUGUUGGCGAAGCAGCACAAAUCUACUGUGAACUAGUUCGAUUUGGCGCUUCUAUGAGAAUCAUCGAUAUCGGUGGAGGCUUAGGAAUCGAUUACGAUGGGUCCAAGUCCGGAGAUUCUGAUCUCUCCGUCGGCUACACUCUUCAAGAGUAUGCUUCCGCUGUUGUAGAGGCGGUUCGACUGGUUUGCAAUAGCAAGGGGGUGAGGCAUCCGGUGAUUUGCAGCGAAAGUGGCCGCGCAAUUGUUUCUCACCACUCGAUUUUAGUUUUCGAAGCUGUUUCGACAUCAAGCUCCCAUGGUUCGCCGCAGUGUUCAUCUCUCGGAAUUCAGUACCUCCUGAGUCAACUGACCGGCGCCGCUCUUGAGCAUUGCAAAAACUUGUCUGCUGCGGCGAGCAAUGGCGAGUACGAUGGCUGUUUGGUUCAUGCUCGAGACUUGAAGCAGAGUUGCGUUGAGCAGUUCAAAGAAGGAUCUUUAACCAUGGAACAGCUCUCUGCCGUAGACUCCCUCUGCGAAUUGGUGAUGAGAGCAGUUGGCGUUAUUGAUCCAAUCAGCACAUAUAAUGUAAACCUGUCGAUCUUCACAUCAAUCCCCGAUUACUGGGGGAUUCACCAGCUGUUCCCGAUCCUUCCGAUCCAUAGGCUCGACGAGCACCCGACUGUCCGGGCAAUUCUAUCGGACCUGACCUGCGACAGCGAUGGAAAGAUCAACAAGUUCAUCGGAGGCGAGGCUAGCUUGCCUCUGCACGAAAUUAGCAACAGCUCUGCUCCUUAUUAUCUCGGCAUGUUCCUCGGAGGGGCUUAUGAGGAAGCGCUCGGCGGCUUCCACAACCUGUUUGGCGGCCCGAGCAUUAUUCGGGUUUCCCAGAGCGACGGGCCACAUGGCUUUUCCGUUACUCACGCUGUACCCGGGCCAUCGACUGCCGACGUGCUCCAGUUGAUGCAGUACCAACCUGAACUCAUGUUUCAAACACUCAAGCAACGGAUAGAGGAGCAGGAGGACGACGACGACGACGGCGAAGAUGGGCUCAGCACUGCAGAGCUAGUUGAUGGCGUCGCUCGCUCUUUCGGUAACAUGCCUUACUUGACGGCGACAUCCUCGUCUACCUGUUAUUAUACCGGCAGUUUUCUAAAUACAUUUACGUAG